Molecule: messenger RNA, 423 nt
Organism: Rotaria sp. Silwood1
Lineage: Eukaryota; Metazoa; Rotifera; Eurotatoria; Philodinida; Philodinidae
Source: the annotation of a GenBank genome assembly
GCUCAAGAUUAUUUUGAUCAUAAAUUAGAUUUUAUUCAUCAACAUAGACAAUAUCAAAAAUUAAUUAUUAAACAUGGAGAACCUUUUUUAACAAAUCAAAAUCAGGUAUUAAAAAAAGGUCUUUGUAUUCGUCGAGAUUUAUUAAAAGUUCAAUUUGAACUUGCCGAUGAAAAUGAUAUAAAAAUUGAAAAGAAAAUUCCAUCAUCAAUGACAAUAGCAAAAUUAAAAACAUUUGUUCGUCGAUUAUUUCCAUCACAAUUAACUAAUGAUAUUCAAUUUAAUUUAUUUGUUGUUAUUGAUAAAAAACAUAAAGAACUUAUCUCAAAUGAUUAUCAAGAUAUUCAAUUUUAUUUAGGAAAUUCUUUAAUUAAUAACAAUAAUGAUGAUGAUCGACCUUCGAUUAUCAGAAUUGAAACUAUUUAA